AUGGCGUCGGAGCCUACCCAGCUACGGCGUUCGCGCCCGGCCAUGCUCCAGACAUGCUCUCCUCUGCAGUCCCAGCUCGUCAUUGUCCCGUCAUCCACCGCAAGCAACUCCCCCAUCACACCCAGCUCCGGCCACACCUCGCCCACCCUGUCCACUGAGACCAUUGGAACCAGCAUGACUGCAGAUAGCUCCGUUCUUGAGUCUCCAGAACCGCUGGAACCCUCCUCAGGGAGGGGAUUGGACGAGAUAUUCCCUCCUUUUCAGCUGCCGGAACCCAUCACCACCCCCAUGAGUAGCUCCUCUACCUUGUCUGCGCGGACCAGCAGGACUUCCCUCAAGCAGGGUGUCUUAAGAAGCCCUACCCCAGCCAUGAGUGAGGUCGUCAAGAGCACAAGUCUUAUCCGACGCACCUCCAACUCAAUGAGAAAGGCCAUAAACGGUUUACCGCGGCCGCGGCGACAUUCCUCGACCAACGCAAGGAGCCGAGACGGGAGUGUUGCAGGGCUGGUGCGGCGGCGGGGAAGCACUAGCAACCAAAACCAGUCUGAGCACAACAGCCCCUUCUACCCCGACUCUGACGACGAUUGUGCCGUUGAGAAGGACGAAGGCGGCCUUUACAUUGGGCUUGAUGGUGCCUCCAGAGAACUUUCCCCCUUGAGAUUGAGCAGCUCACAGGACGGCUCUUCUUCUUCGUCUUCAACCAUCACGGCGGCCCCCGUCCCGCUUGCGCUGCGCCAAGGCACACCCUUGAACAAGGUGACGAAAAAGAAGACACUGAAGAAGAUAAACAUGGUCCUCGACCCCGAUUCGGCUAAGAUUUGGUGGGAUAAAAACCGCCCGUCAAAGUCGAUCUAUAUCGAUGACAUUCGGGAGAUCCGCACGGCCGAAGACAUUCGGCAAUACCGACUGGACUUUGGUCUUCCAGAGAGUGUGGAGCCACGGUUCUUCUCCAUCAUCCAUGCCCCCCCCAGAGAGUCGAGAACCAAGGUGCUGCACUUCGUCGCCGACUCGCCGGAAGGGUUCCAGGCGUGGACAGAGGCGCUGGACGCCAUUUCCAAGCACCGUCAAGAGUUUGCCACAAACUUGAUGACUUUCAACGACAAGGCCAUCCGCGCAUAUUGGCACACCGAGAUGGCCAGGCAGUUUGAGGACAAGCCGCACUCGCCUGAGGAGGAAUACAUCGACUUCGCCGGUGUAGAGCGCGUAUGCCGCACUUUGCACAUUCACGUUUCGGCGCUGCAGUUGCGCAGGGCGCUGGAUAGUGUCAAGAAGAGGAUAACGAGCUCGGCCGACGACUUGCCAUCGAUCCAGGGCGGCGGUGAUCGGUUCGAUCUUGCCGAGUUUCUAGAGUUUGUGCGAGUCAUGAAGGCUAGGAGCGAUGUGCACGCGGUGUUCCGCCGCCAGGAGAUGGCCGACGUUGAACGUGGCAUGACAAAAGACGAGUUCCUGCAGUUUUUGCGUCAUGUGCAGUGCGAAAACGUCGAUGAGGACUUGGAGUUGUGGGAAAGCGUUUUUGCCCGGUUCGCCCGCAGGGUCAAGCCGAAGGAUGCCGAUAAGCAGGCCAACGGUGGCGAAGAGGUCCUGGCCGUGUCGGAAGUCGGGUUAGCCAGCUUCUUCACCUCGACGUACAACGUCGUUAUCGCCAGAGAGCCCAAGGACUACAAGCUAGACCGGCCCAUAUGCGAAUACUACAUCUCCAGCUCACAUAACACAUACCUUCUGGGGCGCCAAGUCGCCGGAGUGUCGAGCGUCGAGGGCUACAUCUCGGCACUGAUGCAGUGCUGCCGCUGUGUUGAGGUGGACUGUUGGGAUGGCCCCGACGACCAGCCCGUUGUGAUGCAUGGACGUACGUGGACGACGCGCAUCUCGUUCCUCGAGGUGAUCAAGGCCAUCAAGAAGUACGCCUUCGCCAAGUCUCGCUUCCCUUUGUGGAUCUCGCUCGAGGUUCGGUGCAAUCUUGCGACACAGGCGAACAUGGCCAAGAUCAUGAUCGAAGUCUUUGGUGAGAAGCUCGUCCGUACGCCCCUCGACCCCUCGGCGACCGUUCUGCCGUCGCCCUCUGACUUGGAGGGACGGAUUCUCAUCAAGGUCAAGCAGUCGCAACUGCCCGAGGAGUCGCCCAGAAACGGCGAGUGGUUCCCACGGAAGCGCGGUAACAGCCAGCCCUCGCCGUACCAGCGAGCGGUGACGUUUGACAACACAUCCGUGCCGCCCUUGCCGGCAAGUCCUCUGCUGAGUCCGACUCCGCACUCGCGCUCCACUGUCCAAUAUCACACCAUAACCGAGGGCGAGGUUCACGAGAUACCAAGUAGCAGCCCCAGCGAGUGUGAAAGCGAGUGCGAAAAAGACUCGGCAGGGUCCAAGAGGAUAAACAGCAGGAUCAACCCGGUGCUAGGCGACCUGGGGGUGUAUUGCGUCGGGAUCCCCUUUGAGGGGUUCGAUAGCCCCGACGCGAAGAGGUUCAACCACAUCUUUUCCUUCAAGGAGCGGACGUUUGCCGAGAAGAGCCAACCCGGAGAAUCGAAGCGGAAGCUUAUAACCCACAACAUGCGAUUCCUGAUGCGAGUGUACCCGAACGGGGGCCGCAUUUCGUCGACCAAUUUUGAUCCGCUCAUCUACUGGAAGCGCGGGGUCCAGAUGGCUGCCCUCAACUGGCAAACGUUUGAUACGGGGAUGCAAAUAAACCAAGCCAUGUUUGACAGCGGCACAGAUCAAUCGGGUUAUGUCCUGAAGCCCCCCGAGGGACGCAACUUUCCAGUGCUGCCUCCCGACCAGUGUGUGAACAAGCGGCCGCGGAAGCAUGUCAGCUUCCGGAUCGAGGUUAUAUCUGCCCAGCAGCUUAUGAGGCCGUGGAAUUUAGGCGAGAAGAAAACCAUGGAUCCGUACGUCGAGGUCGAGGUCCUCCUCGCCGACGACAAGAAGAACAAGUCGGAAGCGGCAGUCAGCACCCCAGCUCAAGUCCUCAAGUUCCGCACAGGGAUUGUUCGCGAAAAUGGCUUCAACCCCGUGUUUGAUGGGGGCCACACGUUCAACAUUACGACAAAGUAUCCUGACUUGAUCUUUGUGCGAUGGAGCGUGAAGCUCGCGGACAAGGGCUACAACGACCGGAAUCCCCCGUUCGCCACCUUCACAGCUAAGCUCAGCAGCCUCAAGAAAGGAUACCGAACAAUUCCACUGCUCGACCAGAACGGAGACCGCUACCUGUUCUCGACUCUCUUCUGCAACAUCAGCAAAGUCCAGCUUACCGACAUCAUGGUUGCUUACCAAGAAGGUACUUCGAAGAGCGGCAACUUACUCAAAAGCAUUGGCAGGACCGUCUUCAACCAGUCUGGUGGAAACCUCAGCCAAUAA
Molecule: messenger RNA, 3351 nt
Organism: Lasiosphaeria miniovina
Lineage: Eukaryota; Fungi; Ascomycota; Sordariomycetes; Sordariales; Lasiosphaeriaceae
Exons: 1
Coding region: 1-3351 (1116 amino acids)
Biological process (GO): lipid metabolic process; release of sequestered calcium ion into cytosol; phosphatidylinositol-mediated signaling
Molecular function (GO): phosphatidylinositol-4,5-bisphosphate phospholipase C activity
Source: RefSeq, a predicted model, not a curated record